GGCGGAAGUAGGUACAGGGUGGAGUCCAACCCUGCGUCUCAAUCAGCUCUCUAGCUUUCUAGGUCGUGAAUCAGUAUAUCAUGUAAAUGAAUGUGGCUGAGUCCCUGAUCAGUGCCCUGACUAGUGAACUAGGGAGCUGAUUCAGACGCACACCAAGUGUGCGAUACACUGUAUCAGCAGUUCGUACAGUUGAUAAACCUGUUUUUCCGUUGGUUGAUCAAAAUCAGUCUGUAUAAAUGAAAGGAUUCGUUUUAUUAUCGGUCAUUUUUAGUGUCUUUUCCGCGGUGCACAUGACUCAAAUCUUCGUGUACGGGACACUAAAGAAAGGCCAGCCAAACUACUUCAGGAUGACGGACCCUGCCAACGGUCGGGCCGAGUUUGUAGCUCACGCUCGCACAGUGGAGCGAUACCCGCUCGUGAUCGCCACCAAAGACAACUUCCCCUUCCUGCUCAACGUCCCUGGGAAGGGUCAGCGCGUCCAGGGCGAGAUCUACAGCGUGGACCAGAAGAUGCUGGAGUUCCUGGAUGAGUUUGAAGAAUGUCCAAAGUUGUACCAGCGCACAACUGUCCAGCUGGAGGUGCAGGACGGGCUCGGUGAAGGGGAAAACACGCUGAAGUCUGGAAGUUUCGUCAAUGCCUCUGUGUACAGCACGACUACAUAUGAACCCGAGUGGCUCCAAAAACCAACAUAUGAAAGUUAUGAAGCUUACGGUGAUCACGGGCUGCACUAUGUGUGUCGUGAAGACAUAUGCUCCAAGUAACUACUGUAGAAACAUUUACCAGGGUUUUACCACACCUGCAGUGUCACAUGAAUUUAAUUGACCAUUCAGACAUUUUACAACAAAACUGUUUUAUUUCUGCAACAACAACAGCAAAAGAACAAAAAAUGUUUUCACUCAAACUGGUUUUGGUCAUCAUGUAUUCACAUUUCUCAGGGAAUCUACCAGUCACACAACAGAGUUUCACUUGGUGAUGUUGCCAUUUUGGUUCCAAAUAUUUUUAUAUUUAAAUAUUUAAUGAGAAAUAAUUGUAUACAGCUUUGGAGGGGGAAAAUAUCUUGAGGCAUCUUAGAUCAACUUCUGACAGUACUGUAUAUUAUCUGCUAUGUAAAAUAUUAUCAGAUGAUGUGUCAGAUAAUUUCUUUAGACAUUGUCAUUUAAAUCAUGUGCUUUACAUUUACAGUUAAAACCGUUACUGGUUUUAUUUAGUACUGGAAGCCCAUUUUUAAUUUAUUGGCACUUAGCAAGUGUUAUUUUUGGACCCGGGGUGUUAAUGUGGUCAGAUGGCAUUAUUAAUUUGUUGCUGUAUUAUAUAAAUAUGAUAGUCAGCCAGUACUGUGGUUUGUAUGCUACUGCAACACACAAAACAUUACCAUGUUUAUAGGGCACAUCUAUAUAUUCAUGUAUGUUUAUACUGCAUAUACUGCCGUUCAAAUGUUUGGGAUUGGUAAAAUUUUAAAAGAAGUCUCUUAGCUCACCAAGUCUGCAUUUUUUUGAUUAAGAUUACCAAAAAACAACAAAAACAAACCAGAAAAAAAAACAAAAAAACAGUAAUACUGUGAAAUAAUUACAAUUUAAAAUAACCAUUUUCUAUGUGAAUAUUUUUUAAAAUGUAAUUUAUUCUUGUGAUUUUCAGCAUGAUUUUGUCAGUCUUCAGUGUCAGUUUUCAGUGUCACAUGAUCCUUCAGAAAUCAUUCUAAUAUGCUGAUCUAACAUUUCUGAUUAUUAUCAGUGUUGAAAACUUGUGCUGCUUCAUAUAUUUUUUUUUUCCCUCAGGAUUCUUUAAUGAAUAGAAAGAUCAAAAGAACAGCAUUUUUUUUUUUUUUUUUAAAUAGAAUCUUUUGUAACGUGCUGUAGAUGUUUUCUAAAUUGCACUUUACAAUAAAAUCAAUAAAUUAUUUUAAGAUGUU
Ctenopharyngodon idella (grass carp) is the source of this 1909-nucleotide messenger RNA. RefSeq names its product gamma-glutamylaminecyclotransferase C-like. The transcript is spliced from 2 exons. Gene Ontology annotation, molecular function: gamma-glutamylaminecyclotransferase activity. The coding region runs from base 237 to 761 and encodes 174 amino acids. Lineage: Eukaryota; Metazoa; Chordata; Actinopteri; Cypriniformes; Xenocyprididae. The record is from RefSeq and is a predicted model, not a curated record.